AGGCAGCAAAGGCUCGAGGAGCCGAGCGCUCGCCACUGCGCCAUGGAGCUGCACUCAUGCGGCUGCGGAGGUGGUGGUGGAGGAAGGGACCGGCGCGGGGGGCGGGGGGGGUGGCGAAGGCGCCUUUGUCUGGUCGGCCUCUGGAUCCGGAGAGGACCAUUUCCGCGCUUCAUCCUUUUCUCAGCUUUGCACUUUAUUUCCUAGAGUGGCAUGGAGGCCAGGGAAGUGGAGGGGGCUGGGUUGCGCGGUCAGCGGGUGCGGCCAGGAGGAGACAGGGGUUCACCUCUUGACCACACGCUGGCAGUCACCUGGGCAAGCAGGUUCCCAAGGACCGCCGCCUGGGAAGGCCCGCGGCUGCCAGAAGCCCAGAGCCACGCCUCCGACUCGGGUGGCCUUGGCUGCCCUGAACUGUUCCGAGGGUCAAGGACCUGGCCAGGGAUCCAGCCCCAGAUAACUUUGCUUUCACCUGGAUCUCACAGCACACGCCACGCGCAGAUUGAGUCAGUCACUUUUGGGGCUCAGAGAGUUGCGUGUGAGAAGAUGAGAGUCGGGGUCUUUGGAUUUAUUCCCUAAAAUCCAUUAACUUAUUUCUUGCACCUCAAACUGAACCUUCUGUUAUCCAUCCAUCACUUCAGCGAUUCCUCGCAGGAAUCCCCGUCCUGCGUAGACCCUUGUAAUUUUGAGUGGGCAAUGAAUUUUGGCUCUGCAUACCCUAUCUAUGUAUUUCUUACUCCUUUUUGAAUGACGUUGUGAACCGUCUCAAAAGCCUGGUCCAAAAUUUCUGGCUUCAUCCCUGCUGAGGUGCUGUUCUGAUGAGGUUUUCUCAGGGACUUCCGGAGUCUGCUCAGGUGCGCCCUCUGCCUGUUGAUAGCUUGUAGGUCAGGGGCCAGGCUUGCUUCUUUUCCUACCCUUAGACUUCCAGCCCUUUUGCCAGGGUACAAUUCACUGCCUCCUGCUUCCUGACCUUUCAGGAGUGUCCUUCGACUUUGAUCCAUCUGCCACUGCGUUUGUUUUUGUGAGUUUGCACGUUAGGUAGCCCAUCUGCUCGUGUUCUAUUGCGAUCAUUAUUAGGGAGUAAGGUGUUCUUGGUUAAACAUACAAUUCAGUCUUGACAUUUUAGAUCAUUGGGAAUGAAAUCCAGCGACCUGUUUUGAACUUUACUAUAUAAAAUCUUAUCAGCUUCCACCACGUACAGCGGGAAGCUCCAAGUUAUGUGUAGUGCUUUUUGGGUGCUGAAUGCUAGGACUUCACCGCAGUUAGAAAAUUAGAGAACCUCCGGCUUUCUUCUCCAAAGUGCUAAGAAACAGAGUGCUUUCUUAUUCUCCUAGAAAAUCUUCAGUACUCGUCUCACAACAUGAACGUUUAAAGCUAAAACCUUCACAGAGAUGUGAGAUGGAGCAGGAGCAGUGGCUAAAUGUUGAACUCUUCAAAACUUGGCGUAUGGGCUGCUGGUGUACCACCAUCAUCCCCAACACUCCAGUUCAGACGAUGGGUGAGGAAAGUGGAAAGUCUAAUCAGUCAGCCGAUGACCAGUGGGAAAAAUGAGCUACAUGAUCACCUGAUCUUCAUCAGUGAGAAAGCUUUGCACAAGAGGCUAUUUCAGAAAGAGAAUGGCGAUGAAGGAGAGACCAGACCAACAGAGAAGGAAGAGGGAAUCCUUUCUCAUGAAAAAGGAAGAAGGAAAUCAUUCUGGAGAAGGCACAGGUCUGCUAGAAAUACUUCAACCCAAAAUUCCAAAAUGACUAAGAAGAGAUCAAAAAUAAAUGAACUAGAAGAACUGAAAUUGGAUAUGAGGAAGAUCAGCAAUGACAUGGAGGAAAUGUGUGGAAUCCUGAACCUUUACAUGUAUGAGGAUUUGAACUACAGGAUGAACACUGAAUUCAACAUCAUUAAAUCACAACAUGAGAAGACAAUGUUGGAUAUGAAUAAAAUGAUCCAGUCCAUAAUUGGUUCCAUGCAGUACUCCAUGGAACUGAUAGAAGAUAACUAUUCCUACAGCAUUAAGGAGGACCACCUCCUCCGUGAGUGCACUCAACUCAACGAAAACGUAAGGAUAUUACUGAAUGAGAACAGAAGGCUGAUGGUGGAGCAGGCUGGCCAUAAGUGUCCUGUGGGGAAGAAAAGAGGUUCUCUGAGGAGGCCAGCAAGAACAUCUGUGUCCCAAGUGCCAAGGAACAGCAGGCAUGAAGGUCCUCUCCAAGAACUCAGCAAAGCUGACUGGAAUCCAGGCAUUUCUUUCUGUUCUCUUGGAAGUCUGCAGGAAGACAGCUCCUGGGCCUUUUCUUCCUCCAGCCAACCCAGUCUCCUUCACCCAAGGUGACCCAUGGCGUGCGGGGAGAAGGGGGGCUCUAUCUGAGUGGGCUUUUUCCUGAGUCCAAACCAGAUGCUUCCUUCUCCAUACGAUUGUCAG
This is a messenger RNA of Mus musculus (house mouse), 2410 nucleotides long. RefSeq names its product predicted gene 3239. NCBI's taxonomy places the organism in Eukaryota, Metazoa, Chordata, Mammalia, Rodentia, Muridae. The coding region runs from base 1415 to 2320 and encodes 301 amino acids. The transcript has 7 exons. The record is from RefSeq and is a predicted model, not a curated record.